Tigriopus californicus is the source of this 1024-nucleotide messenger RNA. RefSeq names its product dTTP/UTP pyrophosphatase-like. Gene Ontology annotation, molecular function: nucleoside triphosphate diphosphatase activity. Bases 297 to 935 code for a protein of 212 amino acids. The transcript has a single exon. NCBI's taxonomy places the organism in Eukaryota, Metazoa, Arthropoda, Copepoda, Harpacticoida, Harpacticidae. The record is from RefSeq and is a predicted model, not a curated record.
AGGAGGGACUCAGCCAAAAUAUAGUUAUGCUUGAAUCUCAAACCCAAUCAAUAACAUUCUGCUUGAAAGGCUCAACAGACAGGCCCAAAUACACAUACACAUGAUAGCCCACGCAUGCUGACCUCUGACGGAGCGAGCCUUCAUGCGAUAAAAUCCGAUUGAAUCCGAAUCCCAUGAUCGUACUUGGAAGCGUUUUCCAAUCGAUCGGGACCUCGACUCGUCGGCUUCGAAAGCUCAAAAGCAGAAAAGCUGCUAAGUGAAGGAAGGCUCCGUUUGAAUUGGUGGUCAUCGUGGUCAUGUUAGAGCCGCUCCGGGAGGGAGCGUUGAAGGGCGUGCGGAUCGUGUUGGCCAGUGGCUCGCCCCGGCGAAGCCAGAUCUUGAGCCACACGGGUCUGCCUUUUGAGGUGUGUCCCUCUACCGCGGAGGAAAACUUAGACCCGGCCCGCUAUGCCGACCGCCCCGGGGGUUUCGCCACGGACACGGCUGGACUCAAGGCGCGCGAAGUGGCGCAACGCCUAGAGCCCAGCACGCCCACGCUGAUCAUCGGCUCGGACACGGUAGUCACAUUGGACAAUCGUUUGUUUGGGAAACCGCGAGACGCCGAGCACGCCGCCCAAAUGCUGGCCCAGUUAAGCGGGCGCUCGCAUGUGGUCUAUACCGGGGUGUGGCUCAUCCGGCUGGAUCCGGCACUGAGUCGACCCCGCACCUUGAGCUUCUCUCAAUCCACAACAGUCCACUUUGAUCACUUGUCCGAGGCCGUGAUCCGCGCUUAUGUGGCCUCGGGCGAGCCCAUGGACAAAGCCGGGGGCUACGGCAUUCAAGCCCGGGGGGCCACUUUGGUGCAAGGCAUCAACGGCGACUUUUUCAAUGUCAUGGGCUUCCCGCUUCAUUUAUUUGGUCGGAAACUGUACGAGCUCUACGACGCCUCCCCGUGAAAUAGACUAGACAGGAACCCGCUAUGCAUUGGCUGCAUUAAAUCUGCCUCUGUUGUUGAAGUUUCACCCGUUUUCUCGUUCUCUUUCAG